GGCUAUGAAGUACCACUUGCUAUGAUACUAAGAGAUGUUUAUUGUGUCCUGUUCCUAGGCAGGUACACACCGAAGAACACAUAUUUUUCUUUCAUAGGUACAUUUCAGAACAAGCUCAUAGCUACAAAUUAUUUAAAAAAAUCGCAUUAAGAUUGAUUACCUUUUUUAAAAUAUCUAAUCAUAUAGACAGACAGAUCAUCUGUUUAUCCGUUUUCCGGAGAGUAAGAACGAGCUGGUGUCGCAACAAUUAAGUUGCAGACAACAGGUCCGGGCCUCCCCACGCGCACUAACUCGCUUUCACCGCAGUCGUUCGGAACCCUCAGCGGAGCCCUACCGUUUGCUAAACCGCUCAAUAUGAAGAGCUUCAUAAUUUUGCUCGUUGCGAUGCUGGUUUUCCUGGCGACUGUCGGCGUGACACAGAGCACAGUAGCCCAGCCCAGAGCACCCAACUUUCAGUAUUUCGAGAGGCCAAACUACCGCUACCCGUACUACGACGAGAACGGCCGCGGGAAGCUGCUGUACGGCUACGGGGGAGCCGAGCUGUAUCAAUACAAGUCCUACUCGCCGCUCGAGGGCAUACAUUGACACGAACUCUCGACGCGAACCAAUGUAUAACAUGGAUGCUACUCGUCGCUAGAGGGCGCUACUUUAAAAUUUGUUUCUACUACUCGUUGCUAGAGGUCUCUGUUUAAUAGUUCUGAAAAAAAUAUUUUAAAUACUUGGUAAUUAUUGAUUGCAAGCAAAAAUAGAUAUUUUUAUUGUCAUUAACAAUGUGGAACUGUUUUCGGUACUUAUUUCUUGAAUAAACAGUGAUGGAUCUUGAAGAUUUUUUAUCACAGGUUUUUUAAAAUAAUUAGCAUACUUUAGUUUUGUUGUGCAAAAAGCUAAUUUGUAAGUAGGUAGUAUAAUUAUUUGUUUCGAAUUAUUAUGUGUUACGUUUCAUUAUAAUUUGGCAGAGAGUGUAUCUAUCGUGGCAUCUCUCUAGUUUGAAUAUUUUAGUUUGCGGCAACCAAAUAGGUAUUUUAGGGGAAAAUUGUGGGUGUUGUGAUAUAUAAACAUAAUACUAAGUUAUAUUUUUUUAAUACAUUUUAUUAUUUAAUAAUUAA
This is a messenger RNA of Amyelois transitella, 1106 nucleotides long. RefSeq lists its product as uncharacterized. The record is from RefSeq and is a predicted model, not a curated record. Lineage: Eukaryota; Metazoa; Arthropoda; Insecta; Lepidoptera; Pyralidae. The coding region runs from base 355 to 585 and encodes 76 amino acids. The transcript is spliced from 4 exons.